AUGAGUACAGUAGCCAACUUGAGAUCAUAUAACCCGCUGUUGAAGAAAUUCUUUGACAAGCUUCCUAGAUUCACGUACGGAAAAUCUCAAUUAAAGAAUCCAGCGGCUUGUCAACAAGUUCUAGACAAAUUGAACCUCAAAGGGCAGUACAAUUCUUCAAACUUGGAUAUUAUAGAUGCGACUCCAGGAUUCGGGUUAUUUUCAGCCAUGCUCAAUCAUGAGCUUAAACCGAAGAAUCAUAUUUUGCUAGAUAGAAACGACGAGACAGUGAGAAGUUGGCAUAAGAAGAUACAGACCCUUCAAAACAGUACUGGUAACCAGGAAAAUUUCAAAAUUAUUGAUCGAGAUCCUUUUUCAUGGGAAACGUAUCUGAAUCUAUACAAAAAGGGAAUAUUACCACCAACAAAGUUCCAACUGUUCGAUAAAAUACAUGAUGAAUUGUUGAUAGUUGCAAACUGGACUGGAACUAAAGAUGAGUCUACUAUUGCCCAAUGGAUUGGAUGCUGUAGCUAUCGUAACUGGCUAAUGAAAUACGGCAAGGUAAGAAUGGUCCUUUUUGUACCAUCCUCGACGGCUAUGAAGUUUUUGAGUGAGCCAGGGUUCAAGAAGAGAAACAGAACUGCGUUGAAGAGAGACUUGUACACCGAUUCGAGACUAAUUGCCAUUGGAGAAGAACUGGAAAUUAUUGGCGAGGGCUAUGAUCCUCGUGUUUUGGUUCGAGAUCAACCGGUUGUGAUUGAUAAGUCUUCAUUUAUCAGGAACUCAGCAGCGGCGGUGGUUGAGAUACUGCCAGGGAGGUAUACUGGCGACGUUAUUGCUAAUAUCGAGCAUCUUUUGCUGGGAAUUUUUGUAACUAGCUCGUCCUUGAGAGAGCUGUUGCCUAAGCUAGCUGCAGGAGCAGAGUAUUUAUGUAAUUACAUUCCUGACGAAGUAUUAAACAAGAAAGCCAUUGAAUUCACCACAGAAGAUAUAAUAACAAUUGCCAAUGCUUAUGAAGACUGGCCCUUCAAACCAAGUAUAGAAGAGACGUUUGACAUUGGUGAGGAAGAUUUCAAGUAG
This is a messenger RNA of Lodderomyces margitis, 1059 nucleotides long. RefSeq names its product RNA polymerase specificity factor. NCBI's taxonomy places the organism in Eukaryota, Fungi, Ascomycota, Pichiomycetes, Serinales, Debaryomycetaceae. The coding region runs from base 1 to 1059 and encodes 352 amino acids. Gene Ontology annotation, molecular function: mitochondrial transcription factor activity. Gene Ontology annotation, biological process: transcription initiation at mitochondrial promoter. The transcript has a single exon. Gene Ontology annotation, cellular component: mitochondrial matrix; mitochondrial DNA-directed RNA polymerase complex. The record is from RefSeq and is a predicted model, not a curated record.